This is a messenger RNA of Neopsephotus bourkii (Bourke's parrot), 2156 nucleotides long. RefSeq names its product claudin-8-like. Lineage: Eukaryota; Metazoa; Chordata; Aves; Psittaciformes; Psittacidae. The record is from RefSeq and is a predicted model, not a curated record. Gene Ontology annotation, molecular function: structural molecule activity. Gene Ontology annotation, biological process: cell adhesion; bicellular tight junction assembly. Bases 1000 to 1656 code for a protein of 218 amino acids. The transcript has a single exon. Gene Ontology annotation, cellular component: bicellular tight junction; plasma membrane.
GCAGUCUGAGAGAUAUGCCUGUGGGAGGGAUCUCUGACUUCUUUCAAGCUGCAUUGUACAGUGAAAGAAAAGCUCAUCCUUUUUGCACUAGACAAUUGCCCCCAACCCUUCCUAAUGUCACCUGGAGAAGACUAUUAGUACGAAACAUAAUGAGAACACUAUCCUCCUAACAGGGAGAGCCUCAUAGAGGAUUGUUUCCUAACAGCGACCUUACUUGUGGAUUCAAAAGCAGAAGCUGUGAAACUCUGCCAGCCAUUUUCUUUGUCGUCCUUGUGAAUUAUGCAGCUGGUAAAGCUUUGAUGUUGAUUGGAAUACUUGACUUUCCUGUACCUGUCUAAUAUCAUGAUUAUACUUUUGUAUUUGAUCAAAAUGAGGAAUCUACAUUAAAGAGCUAUACCAACUACCUCCUAGCUUGAUUAAAAAAAAUAUUCGGAUGUGUCUGCAGGGCUGUAACACUUAGAAAGUAAGUCCCACUCCAUGUUCAAGUUUAGCUUUUGUCAUAAGAACAACUGUAAUGGCCUAUUUUACAUAAUAUUGUAACAGAUGGAAGUUCAGUCUUUCAUUCUAGAUUUCAACAAAGCUGCAAACUUGCAGUUCAGAAAUUAUUGUUGCUACAAUUAGGUACCUUUAAUUGAAUCUCUGACACUUAAUUAUAGCAGCACCACAGACACACUAUGAGAAGCAGUAAAAUCAACUAUGACACACCCCUCCUGGUUUCCCAUUGGAUGGAAACUUGCUAGGCUUGAUGGGUAGGUGCUGUAUUCAGAGGGGAUUUAAAAGCAAAUGAGUAUCAGGUCCUCUUAGCCAGUCAUAAAUGGAUUUCUACCUGUUUGAACCUCAGACUGGAGCAAGCUGCUUUUAAAGCACUCUAAGGACCUGCCUUAUGAGGAAACUACUGGAGAAAAUAUUCCCUUUCAUACUUCAUAUUUCUUCUAUGAAAAAGUGAUUUUGGAAGAUCUCCUAGGCCACUUUGCUUGAGGUGUCUUUUUCAGAAGAAGCAUGGCUUACUUUGUUUUACAAAUCGUUGGUCUAAUACUUGGAGGUAUCGGCAUGGUUGGGACUUUGGCAGCCACAUUUAUGCCACAGUGGAGAGUUUCUGCCCACAUUGACGGAAAUAUUGUGGUGUUUGAGACCAUCUGGGAAGGACUGUGGAUGGCCUGCGCCAGUCAGCUGGGCAUCAGGCUGCAGUGCAAAUUCUAUGACUCUAUCCUGUCUCUUUCCCCACCCUUGGAGGCAUUCAGAGCCCUCAUGUGCACUGCAGUGGUCCUGUCAAUCAUUUCCUUUUUGUUGGCCAUUGUUGGUGUGAAGUACACUCGCAAGAACAAGGCCAUCAGUAUCUUCAUAUUGGCAGCUGGACUUUCCUUCCUACUGACGGGUAUCCUUGUUCUGAUCCCCGUGUCCUGGAGUGCAGGUAGCAUCAUUCGUGACUUCUAUGAUCCAAAUGUCCCUACAUCAUUGAAACGAGAGCUAGGAGCUGCUCUAUAUGUGGGGUGGGUGAGCAGUGCACUUCUCAUCAUUGCAGGAGCUAUGUACUCUAUCUUCUGGUGCUGGGCUGAUGCAUCCUUAAAAUCCAAGUAUCCAUCGCUUUCCUGUCACAGCUUGCGCAAACCUAACUUUUCAGGAGGGCCAUCCGCAAGUGUGCAUGCCUAUGUGUAGUUGCUGCAUGUAAUCUUUCUGCUUAGUAUGUCAAUAUGUACUGGUCGACUUCAGUAUCUAAUUAAACUGUGAAUCUGUAAUGGAGGGGCAAUUUAGUUCAUUUGCUGUUUACUAUUGCCAUACACAUCUGCUCUCUGCCAUGAAUACAGGGCAUGUUUUUACACGGGCAUUAUGUUAGAGCACAGUCAGAAGAAAAAUCUAACGAUUUUAUGGGAAUGAAGAACGGCAUGGGAACAGCAGCAGCCAGAAGUCUCUCGGAGAAGACAAACAACAUAUGGUUGGACUGGAAGGCAGGCAGCUACUGUGGAGUAGCACCAUUACCCUCCUCUAAACCCAUGAUGUAUAAAGAGAGCGGUGCAUUUUACUCUAAGGUAAAGUCUUUGUAGGGACUGCUUUAGGACAGUAGUGAGCAGAAUGGAGUUGGCAGCAUGGCUGAAGCAGUUGCUGAAUGAACGGAGGAGCUGCCAGCGAUCUAACUUCCAAUAUCGGCACACAAAUGA